Molecule: messenger RNA, 4734 nt
Organism: Acipenser ruthenus (sterlet)
Lineage: Eukaryota; Metazoa; Chordata; Actinopteri; Acipenseriformes; Acipenseridae
Product: ATP-dependent 6-phosphofructokinase, liver type-like
Exons: 22
Coding region: 398-2740 (780 amino acids)
Biological process (GO): fructose 1,6-bisphosphate metabolic process; canonical glycolysis; fructose 6-phosphate metabolic process
Cellular component (GO): 6-phosphofructokinase complex; cytoplasm; membrane
Molecular function (GO): AMP binding; fructose-6-phosphate binding; identical protein binding
Source: RefSeq, a predicted model, not a curated record
UGAGGCAUGUUUUAACCCUAAACCACACAGUGUUGUACACUAUGUGACUUAUUACGAAGUGUUGUAUUACACCUGCAAUUUACCGUGAUGCAAACACCUUUGUACAAAGCCUCGUUUUUUUUGUAAUUUUUUAUUUUUUUUUUUAACCUGAGAAUUGCUUUUUUAUGAACCAGCUAGAAAAAAAACAGCCAAUCCGCGUCACAGAAACUAUCAUGCAAACCUGACUGAGGCGGAGUUGCAGACUGAGUGAGCGAGGGACCUAGCAAAUUCAGCAAAAGACAUUCGCUGUGCGUCCUACAACAGAGGAAUUCUAAAGGGAAACAUAUUUUUAAAGGAGCAUAUUAUAUAUAUAUAAUUAUCUUUGCUGUUUUAGGGUCCAAGUUAUUCCUUUAACACCAUGACAUCUGUGGAUUUGGAGAAGCUGCGGAUGACUGGAGACGGGAGAUCUAUCGCCGUGCUGACAAGUGGUGGGGAUGCACAAGGUAUGAAUGCAGCGGUUCGAGCCGUCACUCGUAUGGGAAUGUAUGUUGGAGCUAAAGUUUAUUUAAUUUAUGAGGGUUACCAAGGUCUAGUGGAUGGAGGGGAUAACAUUAAACUGGCAAACUGGUUGAGCAUCUCCAAUAUCAUACAGCUGGGUGGCACCAUCAUUGGCAGUGCCCGCUGUAAGGAGUUCACCACGCGGGAGGGGAGACUGUCCGCCGCCUACAAUCUGGUCCAGCGAGGCAUCAGCAACCUGUGCGUGUGCGGCGGGGACGGCAGCCUCACCGGAGCAAACAUCUUCCGGACAGAGUGGAGCGGGCUGCUGGCAGAGCUCGUCGAAGCAGGGAAGAUCACAGAAGCCCUCUCCCAGCAAUACACAUACCUGAACAUUGUGGGGCUGGUGGGCUCCAUUGACAAUGACUUCUGUGGCACUGACAUGACGAUCGGGGCUGACUCCGCCCUGCACAGGAUCAUGGAGGUCAUCGAUGCCAUCACCACCACUGCUCAGAGUCACCAGAGAACCUUCGUGUUGGAAGUCAUGGGGCGGCACUGUGGGUACCUGGCUCUGGUGUCGGCUCUGGCCUCGGGUGCAGACUGGCUCUUCAUACCUGAGUCGCCCGCUGCAGAUGGUUGGGAGGAUCGCAUGUGCGAGCGACUGGGGGAGACCCGCAGCAAGGGAUCCCGACUGAACACGGUCAUUAUGGCUGAGGGAGCAAUCGACAGAUAUGGCAAACCUAUUUCCUCAAACUACGUGAAAGAGCUUGUGGUGAAGCGUCUCGGGUUCGAUACGAGGGUGACUGUCCUGGGGCACGUGCAGCGAGGGGGGACACCCUCUGCCUUCGACAGAGUCCUGAGCAGUAAGAUGGGGAUGGAGGCGGUGCUGGCCCUGCUGGAAGCGACUCCGGAGACCCCAGCCUGUGUGGUCAGCCUGUCCGGGAACCAGGCCGUGCGCCUGCCGCUCAUGGAGUGUGUGCAAAUGACCAAGGAAGUGCAGAAGGCCAUGAACGAGCUGAGAUUCGAUGAAGCUAUACAGCUGCGUGGGAAGAGCUUUGAAAAUAACUGGAACACUUACAAGCUGCUGGCACAUCAGAAACCUUCCCAGUCAAAGAGUAACUUCUCCUUGGCUAUUCUGAAUGUGGGGGCCCCUGCAGCAGGGAUGAAUGCUGCAGUGAGGUCAGCUGUAAGAGUUGGUUUGGCACAGGGGCAUAAAGUCUACACUGUCAACGAUGGCUUUGAAGGACUGGCCAGAGGAGCGGUCAAUGAAAUAUACUGGCGGGAUGUAGGCGGCUGGACUGGACAGGGAGGGUCCCUGCUGGGAACAAAGAGAACCCGUCCCAAAACUUGUCUGGAUAAGAUAGUCGAAAACAUUCGCAAAUACAACAUCCAGGCCUUGCUGGUUAUAGGAGGAUUUGAGGCGUAUGAAGGGGUUCUGCAGCUGGUGGAAGCCCGUGGGCACUAUGACGAGCUCUGCAUUGUGAUGUGUGUCAUCCCAGCCACCAUCAGCAACAACGUGCCAGGCACCGACCUGAGCCUGGGGUCUGACACUGCUGUCAACGCUGCCAUGGAGAGCUGUGACAAGAUCAAGCAGUCGGCCUCAGGAACGAAGCGGCGAGUCUUCAUCGUGGAGACUAUGGGUGGCUUCUGUGGCUACCUCGCCACCACCGCUGGCAUUGCUGUUGGAGCCGACGCUGCCUACAUCUUCGAAGAGCCUUUCAAUAUUCACGACCUGAAAGCCAAUGUGGAGCAUCUCACAGAUAAGAUGAAGACGGAUAUACAGAGGGGUCUUGUGCUGAGGAAUGAGAAGUGCCAUCACCACUACACCACGGAGUUCAUACACAACCUGUAUUCUGCGGAGGGGAAGGGUGUCUUUGACUGCAGGAUGAAUGUACUGGGCCACCUGCAGCAGGGUGGGAGUCCCACGCCUUUCGACAGGAACUAUGGCACCAAGCUGGGUGUGAAGGCUGUGCUCUGGAUGACUGACAAACUGAAGGAGACCUACAGACAAGGCAGAGUAUUUGCCGAUGCUCCAGAAACAGCCUGCAUGGUCGGCAUGAGGAGGAAGGUCCUGUCCUUCAACCCUGUCACAGAACUAAAGGAACACACUGACUUUGAGCACCGAAUGCCCAAGGAGCAGUGGUGGCUGAACUUGCGCCCGAUGCUAAAGAUGCUGGCUAAGUACCCCACCAACUUCAACGAGUAUGUCACCGGCGAGAUUGAGCACGUGACCCGCAGAAGCCUCAGUAUAGAGACUGGCUUCUGAAGACCCAGUGCCCAGCCACUCCACCCUGAGCCCUGUGUCUCACGUUCUGUAUCGGCCAGAGGAGACACAUGGUAGUAUCGUUCUCCCAAUAGCUCAGUACAGACUCGUGUUCCUCAGUCUUUUGUUGUCUGUGCCUAACCUUAAAAGCAUCAAGAAACGUCAGCACCUGUAGAGUUGCAGCUACCCCAUGACCUUUUAGAAAGAAGUUUAGGAAGACCAUGACUGUCUAGAAAGAAGCCUUGAUGAAACAGUUCAAUAUGUUUAUGUUCAGGAUGUCGAAUGUUCUUUAAAAAGUAUAUGAGUGUGGAAAAGAAGGAAAAACCACUGCAAUCUUAUAUUACCUUUUUAAAGGAGUUUUUUUCUAUUAAUAUCAGAAAACAAUCCUGUUUCAUUGUAGAACAGAUUGUAGUAUAAAGCCUGUGGUAUUUUGGGUAUGCUUUUUAGAUGGUGUGAAAAUGUCAAUGUCUAGCUUUUAAAAAGGGAUCAUUUCACAACACUCCUGAUAACAGAUGGAGUUUUUACCAGUCAGGCUUUAGAAUGAGAUCACAGCAAAAGGGCGAGUUCAGUUACGGGUACUUUUUUAAUUUCUUCAUUUGUUUUUAAUUAAAAUCUAACAUAUACUAAUGUAAAUAUGUGUUUCUGUUCGAGAAGCAGUGGUGGGGAGUUGAGGCUUUAUCACCAUCAACACUGAAGAUCUUUAUACCUGUCUAGGGAAUGCAGCUUCACUCAAAUCACUCCACUCAAGACAGAAGGUCUAAAGAGAAUUAUGUUAUGGCUUUCAGAACUAGACACUUAACUUGCAGUGAGAUUUCUGUAUAUCGGUGGGUUUUUUUUUGGUUUUUUUUUUGUGCUGAGUUGCUUGUUGCCAAUUGUGUGACCUUAAUUGUUCUAACUUUCCUUUCACGAAGAUGAUGUAAAUUGCACUGUGGAGUAAAGACACUGAUGAAUAUGUCCUGGGAAGUGGCAGUAGCAGUUUGUUGCUGAACAGGCUGUAGGGUUUAAAUUACAAUGCAUUAAUUUCCCUAGCUUCCUGCUUAUAACCGUGAUUGUCUUGAUAUUUUUUUUAUUAACAUAUCCCUGGUCAGUUUGGAUCAGUUAUGUUGGUUUCACAUCUGUUAUGCACUCUCACGACUCCAUUCAUGAAGCAUUUUGAUUGGUUCAUCUGCCUGUGCUCUUUGACAAGAAUUCUACCUGCUUGCUGGUUGGAGCGAAGGUGCAAGAUAUACAGGGGGUGUACCUUCAAACAUACAUGACUAUUUAUGUUUGUACUAAAAACAUGCCUAUGACUUUGUUACACAGAACACUGAUAGCCUAGGCAGUGACCUCUGCUGUCCUAAACACUGUUGUGUUGCUUAGCGUGUAGAGUUCUCGCUUAACCCAUCAAAAUACUUUUAUUUAUUGCCAUUAUACGGGGCUUGUCAUGCAUAUCCAUAAACCUGGUCCCACCCCGUUGAACCUGACAGGCAGGAUCUUGGCAAAGAUGACGGACAGAUGAACCAAUCAAAAUGCAGAACUUUGUGAGAGGAGUCGGGAACCAAUGAAAUGUUUCUGAUUGAACAGGUUGGAUUCAAGCAGCAGAUGUUGUGAAUUCAGAAGACAUUUUGACAGGAAAACCUGAUACAUAACUGAUGUAAAACGAGUCAAACCUGAUUUAUGGCCAAGGAUAUGUUAAUAAACAUAUCAAAACAAUCGCAAUUAUGUUGAAAACUAUUGCAGGAAUACAUGCAACAAAGUAGAAAGCUAGAGUAAUGUAAUGAGUUUUUUAAACCCUACAGCCUGUUCAGUAACACUUCUAAGGUUUUUCCUAGAGUAUUUUGCACUACGAACUUGUGACCUUGUGCAACUGAGCCAACAAUCCUAAUGAGGCAAAGAAGUAUUAUUAAUGUUGCAUGUUUUUGGUAUGUAUUUAACACAGGCAUUAAACAGUGUUAGUUACUUGUUAAAUGAAAUAACCCUAAAAAAGAAUCUAUUAAAGAUAUAUUAAAAAAUUAAAA